Molecule: messenger RNA, 465 nt
Organism: Aspergillus fijiensis CBS 313.89
Lineage: Eukaryota; Fungi; Ascomycota; Eurotiomycetes; Eurotiales; Aspergillaceae
Exons: 2
Coding region: 1-465 (154 amino acids)
Source: RefSeq, a predicted model, not a curated record
AUGGGGGACUUUCAGACGGUCUUGUCGUCACUUUUCUGGAUCGGCACUGUUAUCACCACACAGUACAUGCUCAGAGGACCUCUCCCGAUACUUUUCGACAUCAUGUCCAACAAGAUGCCAGAUAUUCUGUCCUCGCUUCCUCCCUCGCCGGCAUGGGCCCCCUUUUGGCGCACGCUGUUCCACGCAGCCCCACCAGCGUUCAGUAUCUGGUUCUGCGUCCGGAUGGCCGGGCUUAGCUACAACAUAGUCAUCGCACUGAUGGCGUAUGUAUCGAUUGGGGUUCUUGAGAUAGUUGAUAUAGUGUGGGAUGGCUACGAAGAUGGAUGGACAGAACUCCUGGUGACGGGAUGCCUGGGGCAGACGAUCGUUGUGUCCAUCUACACGGCGGCCAUCUUCUAUGUUCUUUCUUUCAGGCCUGAACGGUCAGAUCACGAGGUAGAAGCUGGUGCAACUGAGAAGGAGUGA